Molecule: messenger RNA, 2343 nt
Organism: Rhinocladiella mackenziei CBS 650.93
Lineage: Eukaryota; Fungi; Ascomycota; Eurotiomycetes; Chaetothyriales; Herpotrichiellaceae
Exons: 3
Coding region: 1-2343 (780 amino acids)
Source: RefSeq, a predicted model, not a curated record
AUGCCUCUCGUUCGCAAAAAUGACCGCAGGAAGUCAGAGAGAUCAGAACCAGAAGAACAACCCAUGACUGAGAUCAGGACGUCGGCGGCAUCAACCAUGUCGUUGUACGAGAACGACGAUCCAUACUUCGAAAGGCCCCAGUCAGUACAUCCUGUGUACGGCAGUUUCAGAGAGGAUGUACAACCGAUACAACCUGCCCUUAUGCGUCGAUCGGGUCUGUCCGACCUUCACAACCGAACACUACCAGAUCUUAUGACGGAGAGUAUUCAAGACAGUCCAUUGGAGACCUCCACUGGAAGCUUUCCACCUUUUGCCCCCCGAGCAACUUCUUCUUACUCUGAAACCGGAACGAGAAGCUCGUCACCGUUUCCUUCCGCAUCAACACCAUUUAGAAGUCAAGAAACGUUAAAACCUCUCGUCCCCGACGCAUCUCCAACAUAUCUGAAACGAGAUUGGGUCAAAGAUGGAUCCAUCGCUCAACUGCAUUCAAGAGAUGACAAGGAGCUGCUUUUUGGCUGGAAGAGAUGGUUAUUCUACUGGUUCGCUCCGUUGCUGGCACUUGUUUCACUCUCCUUAUACUGGUUCUACUUCGGCCUGCGAAUCAAGUUCGUCGUCUCUGCUCAGCAAAAAUACGACGCGCCCUUUCCUUUGGCAUGGAUCUUUAUUGCCGUCGAAAUCAGCGUCGCCAUCCCAAUCUUCAUGCAGACUUUUUGGUCACUAUUCAUCCUGAAGAAAAGAAAUAGACCAAAAUUGCGACUGGUGGGAAACGAUGUCCCAACUGUCGAUGUUUUCAUCACUUGCUGUGGAGAGGACAAUGAUCUCAUUCUCGAUACUGUUCGCGCAGCUUGUGACUUGGACUACCCUCAUGAUCGAUUUCGAAUCAUCCUCCUAGAUGAUGGCAAGGCAGAUGAACUCAAGACUGCCCUGGAAGAGAUGCGAGAAUCAUUCCCCAAUCUGUUCUACAGACGUCGGCCCAAGUUUCCUGGAGUCCCACACCACUUCAAAGCUGGUAAUCUCAAUUACGGACUGGACGAAGUUCACAACCUGCCUGGUGGUGCGGCUGAAUUCAUGGCUGCUUUGGAUGCCGACAUGAUUCCGGAGCAAAUUUGGUUGCGAGCAGUUUUGCCCCAUCUCCUCUUGGACGAUAAGAUGGCUCUUGCUUGUCCACCUCAAUUGUUCUACAACGUACCCAAAGAUGAUCCUCUCUGUCAGAGUCUUGAUUUUUUCGUCAGUGUUUCGGAACCUGUCAAGGAUGCCUUGGGCGUUGCUUGGUGCACUGGAUCAGGUUACGUGGUUCGAAGAGUAGCUCUCGAUCAAAUUGGCAACUUUCCUUGUGGAUCUUUGGCUGAAGAUGUCGCCACUUCAACCCUCCUUCUCGGUAAAGGGUGGAAGACCGCCUAUGUCCACGAACCUCUCCAAUUUGGUACUGUCCCAGAAGAUUAUGGCAGCCAUUUGAAACAGCGAACCAGAUGGGCAAUCGGCACCGUCGACACUGCUUUCAAGCUUCGAUUCUGCCUUUGGGGUGACAAUAUCAAGCAUAUGACCUUCGCACAGCGAGCUUCAGGCUUCAUUUACGCCUUUUUGAGCUUGUUCAACAUCUUCCUCACUCUGUCGAUCUUCGCCAUGCCGGUAGUAUUGAUCACCAAUAAACCACUCGUGGCGUAUGCUACAGAAAACCAACUUCGAUGGUUGAUUCGAGCCUGUUUCGCCGCCAUGGUCUGUAAUCGAUUAUGCGAAUUCGUCCUCUUCCUGCCUUCCGGGUACGCCACCGGACAACGUGGAAGUCGAUCCCAGCUUUGGAUGAGCCCCUACAUCGCCAUCACUAUUGUUCGAUCCUUCAUUCUUCCGACUUGGCUCGGAGGACAAACUCAGGCAUUCAAGCCCACAGGAUCGCUCAAAUCCGCUCUCCAUGAAAGAUAUCCCAAACAGCGAGCGCCGAUGUAUCGACGUAUCUGGACGAUUCUUGUCAAUUAUCUGGCCGGAUUCCAUGUCGCUUAUGUUUACUUUGUCCUAGUUGCUAUCUGUCUCUCAACCUACCGAUGUUUCCUGCAAGACACUUUACGAGCCAAGUUGGUAUGCCUUCUCACUCAUGCCUUCUGGCCACCGCUUACUUGGGUCAUUGUGGUCUCCUCGUUCUGGAUCCCAUUCACUUAUGCGGUUGAUCCACCCGACAUGCCGGACCGAGAAGAGCUCCUCAUCAGAGAUCCGAAGACAGGAAUCGCACAUCCAACGCCGGAAAGUAAGAAAAUCGCUUUUGCACCUCAAACGUUCCUGUUUGAAUUCGAAUACUGCGUCACCACCGCAUUCACUGCUCUCGUGUUCGGUGCGGCUUUCUUUUACUAA